Molecule: messenger RNA, 1698 nt
Organism: Neopelma chrysocephalum (saffron-crested tyrant-manakin)
Lineage: Eukaryota; Metazoa; Chordata; Aves; Passeriformes; Pipridae
Exons: 2
Coding region: 3-614 (203 amino acids)
Source: RefSeq, a predicted model, not a curated record
CGAUGGGGUGGCCUAGGAGUGCCGGAGGCAAAAGUGUCCCUGCCUGGUGGGGCUGGAGCCGGGCGUGUCCCGGGACUGGCCGUAUCCUGGGACUGGCUGUGUCCCGGGGACUGUGUCCCGGGCCGGGCGAGAGCCGCUCCGCCGCCAGACCCAGGCUUCCCUGCAGGAGGCUGGGAACGAGCUCUGCGGUGGCGGGGCUCCCAAGGCGUCUCGCAUCAGGCAGGAUUUCCCCUAUUCCAGGCUUAAACCCUGUGCUUAAAGCCUACGGGACGCUACCUCCCGCCCGCGCUCGGUACCGAGGCGGGGAUGAGGCUGAGAGCGGGGAAAUGCCACUCCCUCCAGGCCCCGGCAGCAUACCCCCGGAAGCCGGGAGGGAGAGGGAAGCGGGGCGCCCUGCUCAGCCCCGGAACCGGAGCACUUUCCGCAGGAGAGCCCGGGGAUGUCGGGGAUGUUCCCGUCCCUGCGGCUGGAGCUCGGCUCUCGGCCGUGCCACCCACUGCGCGAGCAGGAUCGUUCGCCGGGAUGCGCGGGGAAAUGGGAACUGCGGGUUUCGUUUGUGCCGGGAUGAGCUUUCAUUAGGUUGGGCAUCUUUUGGGCUCGCCAUAGGGAAUUAGUAACUGCACAGGUAGACAAGAGAGGCGGCUCGGGAAACAGCGCUGCCCAGCACAGCGCUGCGGCUUGUAAGGCUGCUUAAGGCUGUUGCUCGUAGGUCUGAUCCUAUUCUGAUCCUACCUGUGCUCCUAAAAUCACCUACGGAGGCGCCGGCACAUCAUUACACACGUACGGGAAGAUGGGAAAUUAGUGGAACUCUGAGCAGCUAAGAACUGUCCGGUAUAAAAGAAGUGUGGGCAGCAGGGCUGGGGAUAAGGAAUGCCGAGCUCUGCGUUUGCUGGUUUUAUUUGUUGUCUGUUGACAACACGCAGAGGUGCCGGGUGGCACUAACAUCCGAGAACGUUAUUGAGGAUGCUCGGGAUUCUAGUUACAGCUGUAUCGAUGCUGAUUUUUUACAAUAGUAGUAUUUUGUGCUAAUACAGACGUUUCUAUCACUUGAUCUCAUUCGAAAUAUUAAUAAAGGGGGUGAUUAAAAUCACGCAAAUAUGAACUAAAACACCUGCAAUAUCUACUAAGGAAGAGGUUGAUUGCACAUUUUUCCAAAACUUUUGAACUCGAAUUUCUGCUAAAUCCGAGAGGCAGCAGUCACAAAUGUAAAGCUCCAACAACUUUUCUGAGAACUGGUGGCUGCGCAGGGAACAAAAGGGCAGCGUAGGAAGAAAGAUACACGGCUGCAGGCGAGCAGAGACAGUGGGGUGAGUCCUGCUGGUCCACAUGUGGGAAAUUGCAAGGGCACGCUCUGCUCCUCAUCCUCUGGAGCUGGCAGAUGCCCUGGAGCGGGACGCUCGGGUGCCGAGGGGCCGCAGGGUGCCCAUCUAUAGGGAGAGGCCGCUGUUGUCGCACAGACAAAAAAAAUACGUUCCGUGUGCUGGCACCUGUGAGCUCCCACUUCAGUCUGUGGCUGGUGAGAUACCAUUGGCCCUAUACCUGGCUGACAGACCGAAAAACCAUCGGGGUUUUGUUCAGCAGAGAAACCCGAGGCCCGCGGGUCCCGGGCAUCCUGCGGGGAUCCCGCCGCCUCCGGGCCAUUCGCCGCUGCCCCGAGCACGGACCUUCUGCGCCCGUUCGUGCUCCCCCGGUCCGCGC